This is a messenger RNA of Geodia barretti, 1868 nucleotides long. NCBI's taxonomy places the organism in Eukaryota, Metazoa, Porifera, Demospongiae, Tetractinellida, Geodiidae. The record is from the annotation of a GenBank genome assembly.
GCAUUUGCGCAUGCGCGAAAGUGGAGCUAUAUAGGGUUGUGGGAGAUGCUGCUACGUUUAUACCUCAACUUGCUUCUUCCCCGCCGUUACUGUAGGCUCAGUGGGCUCACGCAGAGCGUGAAGAACAGCUACACCACUGUCAGUAGCGGUGAGAAGUGCAGGAGCCUGCCAGACGGGGUGUGGCCAACCAUGAUAACGCCAUUUCUCAACGACACAUCAAAAUCAGUGGACUGGAGGUCCUUAGACUUGGUGACUGAUUGGUACAUCAAGUCUGGCUGUGCAGGGCUCUUCUCUGUGUGUCUGUCUAGUGAAAUGUUCCAGCUGAGCAAUGAGGAGAGAGUUGAAAUUGCAAGACAUGUGGCAGAGAAAGCAGAUGGGCAUGUACCAGUGGUUGCAGGAGCAACUUUUGGAGGCAGGUUGGAGGAGCAAGCGGAGCUGAUGAAGGAGAUCGGAAAGUACGUGGACGCAGUGGUGAUCAUCACAAAUCAGAUCUGCGACAUGAACGAGAGUGAUGACGUUUGGAUGGAGAAUGUUAGCAAACUGAUGGACAUGACUGGUGACCUUCCACUCGGACUCUAUGAGACUCCUCUACCGCAAGUCAGGGCCCUGACUCCAGGGAUGCUGGCCUGGUGUGCCGGAUCAGGGAGAUUUCUCUUCCACAAGGACACAUCAGAGGACACAGGGGGUCAUGCUGAGAAAACUGGCAGCUGUACAGUCCCUCCCUCACUCCAACCUCAAGUUCUUCACGGCCAAGUCACAGUUUCUGAGCACAUUGCUGAGUCACGGAGGAAAUGGGUUUAGUGGAGUGAUAGCUAACUUCUUUCCCUGGGUCCCUGUCUGGGCUGUGCAACAAUCGGGACGUGGCGAGUGAGGGAAGGGAGCGAGUCCAGCAGUUUUUGUCUGUAGCUGAUCGUGUCAUUGCCCACAAGUACCCCACGUCGUCCAAAUUCUAUCUGGCCAGCCAAUACAACAUGCCGAUCCUCCCCCUGUCCAGGAUGCAUGAUGUCACCAUCAAUGACCAAGAUAUUUUUUCACUGCAAAGUUUGCAUCAAAUGAUGACAGACCUCUGUCAGGAGCUGUCUAUAGACACUGUUGAUCCCACGUCACCAAACUGACACACCGCCACAUUUUUUCAACGUUUCGUGCUUGAUUUCUACCAUUUCAGUUGGGAAGUAUAAUAUAAGCAACAGUGCAUAGGAAGGAGGGGUGCAAGCAUAGAAAAGACAUGAUGAGUUGUGCAAGGGGAAUAAUGCUCUAGCUACAGCACAAGGUCUGAGUCAAUUCUGGAGUUUUGGCUCUCCGGGCAGUGUCUUCAGUACUGUGGAGAGCGGUCUCUACGGCCCACUGGACUCGGCGAACGCCUCCUGUCUUGGGCUGGGGGAGCCACGGCCUCGGUACGGUGAACGGCUUCGAGAUCUGCUCCUGCUGGAUAAAACAAUAGUUGUGCUUGUCAAACACAGGUAUAUAUACACAGCCACUGCAAUGAUUGAGACGAGCAUGCAAAAGACAUGAAUCGUCUACCCACAGGCUAUGGUGAGAGAGAGAGAUGCAUGGCGGAGGGCGGAUGUGUGGAUGGGUGGAUGCAGUGUGUGACGAUAGAAGCCUGAUGCGUAGGGUGGUUGUGAAAUGCAGCACAGGAGAGAAGAGAAGCGUGGAAAAGCGGAGGUAGGUAGGGAGGGUGUUUUGGGAGACAGAUAGGAGUUUAGGGAGGGGUGCUGAGGGUGAGAAGGCGAAGUGAAACACUAGCAGAUAGCGCUGGGUUGCGACGUUGGAAAAUCACACGCAGGGAUGCAAGAAAACAGGAGUGGGGAGAGAGAGGACACUAUUGUUGGUUGUGUGAUGCGUGAGUGCAGGCCGCGCAAUGGACA